This is a messenger RNA of Fusarium sp. VM40, 651 nucleotides long. NCBI's taxonomy places the organism in Eukaryota, Fungi, Ascomycota, Sordariomycetes, Hypocreales, Nectriaceae. The record is from the annotation of a GenBank genome assembly.
AUGGUCAACACCGAGGUUUUCCGCCUUGCUGGUAGGGCGGGUUUGAUUAACCCCUUUCAUUUCGACAUCAAGAAGGACGGCAUUGUUUCUCUCACCGAUAUUGCAUUGCGAAAGGUCAAUGCAGCCGAGAAGGCCGCUGAACUAUCCACCCAGCUUCGAAACAUACUACAUGAGUUCAAUCUUUGGGAUCAGGGGCACCGGUCCGUCAAACCUCUUCGUGAUGGGCUAUCCGAUGCAAAGACCAUGUCCCCAGGAAACAUGUAUGAAUGCCUCACAGAAGUCAUGGUAGCCGUCAAGGAGGACUUGAGCGCCUUUGAUGACGCACUUAAAGCUGUCGAACACUACGAUCGGGGUUAUGCCACGCAUGAGCUCUUGGUACCUCUGUCUAUACACGGCCGAAAGCUGUACGUCGACUACAAAACUGGACGGUUCAGCGGCGAAUCAAUCAUCAAAUGGGGUACAAUGACAGAUUUCUACAAGCCCCGACGUGACGUUCUCAAUUACUUUGGGAAGCUAUCAGCCGGAUACCAUCGAUUAAUUGGCUUCCGUGAAGUCAUUGAACGCGAAGCGCAAAUCCCAGAUCACCCGGUGGCGCCAGAGGAUACUAAUAACCACGACAACUUGUUGGGAGAACAUGCCCAUGUCCAAUGA